Messenger RNA from Arabis nemorensis, 834 nucleotides. NCBI's taxonomy places the organism in Eukaryota, Viridiplantae, Streptophyta, Magnoliopsida, Brassicales, Brassicaceae. The record is from the annotation of a GenBank genome assembly.
AUGUCAGUGGAGGGUCUUCCCCCUUGUCUUAAGUCCCUACAUGCAGACAACUGUGUUUCGCUUGAGAGAGUCCAAUUGACAAGUGCUAUCAAAGAUCCAAUCAGAGAACUCAUGUUCAGUAACUGUUUGCGACUCGAUGAGAAAGCAACAAAAGUAAUCAUAAGCCAUAGGUUUGCCAAAUAUGUAUGCUUAUCCGGUAGACAAGUCCCCGCGGAGUUCACUCACAAAGCUACGUUAAACUCCAUAACCAUCCCUCUUGGGAAUUCCUCUAGUGCUGCUUCCUCAAGAUUCAAGGCUUGCCUCCUGCUAUCGCCAGUCAAGAACAACGCGCUUCUUCAUGUAAUUUGUUAUCUAAGAAGCGAAAAAGGAGUCCUCAUCAACCACAUGAACUAUUUGUCGUUGACUUCAGAUGAGCCUCCUCAAGUUGGAAUGGAGCAUCUCUUUAUACUCCGUGGUGACUUGUUACAUGAACAAAUCAGAAACCUUGAAGUGGAUUUGAAUGCAAGAAAGAUCCUGUUUGAAUUCACAUGUUCGGAUAACCACAAGAUUAUCGAGUGUGGUGUACGGAUCUUGAAGGAGGAAGGUGAGAAACGUGAUGAAAUCACUGAAUGUUGGCUUCAAGACGAUCAAAUUAAUAUCGGAGACAACACAAACGACCAUACAGAAGACCACAAUGAUGAUGAACCUGAAGCUGUAGGCAACAUCAGUAACCAAACAGACAAAGCUGAAGCUGUGGAGGUUGAGAAUGUGGAAAGCACUAAACACACAGGCUUUUGUUACAGUGUCCUUAGGAAGCUUGGUCUAGGGAAGAAGAAGACAAAAUCUCCACUCUGA